AUCUAAAGAGAGGCGGCCGCCCUCUCUCUCCCUCGUCCAUCUCAUUCUUGCCUCUCUCUCUCGAUUCCUUCUUCCAGAAAACACACCAAAACCCUCAACUUCUCCUCUUCCAAAAAAUAAACGAAACCCUAAUCUUAUCCCUCCUCUAGCCAUCGCCGCCGUCACUCUCUCCUCAUCCAGAGAACACAAACCCUAGCCUCUCAACCGCCGCCGCUCUCUCCUCUUUUCCUCUCGCCAAACCAGAAAUCCAUCUGGUUCCUCGUCGCCGCCGCUCUCUCCUCUCACCUUUAGCCUCUCAACCGCCGAUCCCUCUUCUUCUUCCUACCUCUCGUGCUCUUUUCUUCUCUAUCCCAGAAAGCAAAAACCCUAGCCUCUUUCCUAUGCCGCCGCCAGCAAAACGACCCGGGUGAAGAAACUCCUCGGAGCUUCUCCUUUAGCCGCCGACCCUUUCUCUCCUCGAUAUGACGUAGGUCGCUAAAAAUCGAGCGGGAGACCUUCGAUCUAGGUAAGAUCGUUGCAUGCAAGUCUAUUUUCUUUUGAUUUCUGGGUUUUUGAAUGAGGUUCUAACCCUUUUUCUUGUUUUUCUUUCGGAGAUCGAUCCAAAACCGAGGAGGGACUCUCGAUCUACCUCUUUCUACUCUCGGUUAACUCUUCGGUGAGCUUCUCUUAAACAUGCACGCUUAGAUCUAAUUUUUUUCACACAAGACGUGAUUUUAAUCUUGAUUUUUGUUUGGGUUUUUGGUGUUGGACGAGGGGUGAAGGAGGGCGAAGACCAGCGGCGACGUCCAGACCAAGGGACGGUCGACGAUAGGUUCGGACUAAUUUUUUUUUGGGGUUUAUUCGUAUUUUUUUAUUUCGUAUUUUGGGUUUUAAUAAAAAUUUUAUUUCAGUCGGGUGGAGGAUGAGGGACUCUUUGGUCGCCGAGAUCUCCGUCGGCAAAGUUCAGCCGACGAAGUCAGGUGAGAAUUUUAUUUUUUUUAUUUUAUUUUUGUUUCGGUUUAUUACCUCUUUAAUCUAUUCUGACCUCUACUUUUGUUUUGAUGCAGUUAUUGGAAAUGGACAGAUCUGGGUAAGGUUGUCCUAAACUCGGGUUAAUAUGAUUGGGGUGGUUGAACUAAAAAAGGAAAGGAUUGUGUUUCGGUUUAUAUUUGGUUUACAAAUAUGUGGUUUGGAAAUAUGUUGUAUGUGUGUUUGAUGAUCUCGAAUAUUUUCAUGCUUGGUGGUUUGGUUGAUGGUUUUAGAAGUAACUCCUAAUCUGCUAGAAUUUGGUAAGAAAGGAAUUUUCUUUAAUGAGAAGUAAUUAAUAUGUUCUAAAAUGCUUACUUUGACGAAUAUAAAUCACAGCCUCUGCAUGUGAUUUGCUAAAAUAUUGACCACUAAUCACUGUUUGUGUUUAUGAUUUUAUUUGAUGUAUGAUUUUCGAUUGAUUAAAGAACUGGUAAAAGUUUGUGAAUCAGAAAUUUAUUAUGUUUAUGGUGUUUUUGUUGGGGGUUUGGAUUUGGAUCUAGAUCUUGAUCUAAAGAGAUCAAAACUUUAUCUAUUUAUACUACUUAAAUUUGUUUAUGUAUGAUAAUAUUGUGGUUAUCGACUCUAUAGCAAGAAGGGAAAUUAAAACUAGGAAAAUUUGGCUAUAAUAACUGCUUGUAAAAUAAAAAGCGGAGUCAUGAUGUAUGCUAAGCAAGUAUAGUCAAUAAAUAACUAAUUGCUAACCAUAAAGAGCAAUAGUAAUUAGUGAGCACUUAAAUGGAGGGAAGAUGAAAAAUGGAUAUUAGAUGAAAGAAACUAAUAUGAUAGAGACACUAGUAGUUAAAAGGAUAUGGACAAGUGAUUGAUCGUAAAUGGUUCUACUUGUAUUAUUAUCUAAAUAGACGAAAGAGUACAAAUCUGUAACCUUGGACCUCAGGAUCCUUUGCUUUUGCCUCUGGCUCGCCCACCUCGCUUGUAAAACGAAAAUGGAAGAUGUCUAUGGAUUCUCUAAGAAAGAACGAUGAAAUCUGUGUUUUCUCCCCUUUUCCCCUCUGCUAAACAAGAGCUGAAAGAGAUCAUUUAUAGUAAAAAUGACGAGCCACGUGUCAUUUAUUGAUUGGUCAUUGUUGAGGCUGAAGUUGUGUUGCCUCUUCCUGAUUGGUCAAAUUUAAGGCCGCAUCUCAGGCCUCCACCUACUAAAGUCGGUUCUGACUUGUCAGGGCCUAUUAUGGAUAUGGUUAUCCAUUGGCUUCGGGCCGAGUUGGGCCUGCAGUUACGGGCCUGAGCAUGGGUUUGGUCUACUCCUGAACCUGGGCUUCGUUUUGGGCCGAACUGGGCUCUGAUUCUGGGCUUUAACUAACUGAUUCUUCUUCUUCUCUCUUUUUUUUUUUUUUUUUUUUUGCAGGUGCAUUGCUGAUGGUCUUCCACUCUUCCUUGCGUUGGGCUGGGCUUGAUUCUUCACUUUUAGAUAGAAAAUAUUCUUUCUUUCAAAUUGUAUUUGAGGAUUGUAUCUGUAAAUUGGAACUCUUUGUAGUGAUGUAUGAUUGUGUCGAUCUUCCAAUUCUUCGUUGAUAUUCUUCUAGCUUUAUCAUCGAACUUUGAAUAAUUUUGGUUUCUUUGAAUUGCUAACCAUGACCCAUGUUGCUCCUCGAUUUGGUUUUAUGAACCAAGUUUAUUGUGUCACACUUCUCGAUUGAAAGCUUAGUUUGAUAUUCCCGUGAUAGAUAUUAGACCGGACAAAAUGUGGUGUCUACAAACCACAUUAAAUUCGUGUUCGUUUGUGGAACUCUGGAUUAUCGUUUGCACGCUUCUGUUCUGACAAGUGGUAUCAGAGCCUUUUGUUGCGGUUUUGGGAAUUUGGCGCUGGACUGAAGUUUUUCUUUGUGGAGUUUGGUUGGAGUUUAUUUGAUAGUAAGGAUGGCUGAUAUCAGUAUGAAGAUUGAUAAGUUCACUGGGAGAAACAGUUUCAGUUUGUGGCAGAUCAAAAUGCAAGCACUGUUAAAACAACAGGGUUUGUGGGCUCCGUUGUUUGAAAAUUCGAAGAAGAAAAGCAUAGAUGAAGAAGAGUGGAUUAGUUUGGAGGAGAAAGCUCACUCUACAAUCUUGCUUUGUUUAGCUGAUGACAUCAUCACUGAGGUUGCUGCUGAGAAGACUGCCGCGGGUUGUGGUUGAAGCUUGAAAGUCUAUACAUGACAAAGUCUUUAACCAACAAGUUGCAUAUGAAGCAACGUUUGUUCAGUUUGAGUAUGGAGGAAGGUACAUCUCUCAGGAAUCAUCUAGAUCAACUCAAUACUAUAUUGUUAGAUCUGCGAAAUAUUGAUGUUAAAGUAGAUGAUGAGGAUGCUGCCUUAAUUCUGUUAGUAUCUUUGCCACAGUCAUAUGAGAAUUUUGUGGAUUCUUUUAUUGCUGGGAAAGAUAGUUUGUCUUUGGAAGAUGUUAGAUCUGCUCUACAUACUAGAGAGGUUCGACAUAAGGCGUCUGGUUCUGGUUCGGAAAAUUAGGCAUCUGGGUUGGCUGCUACGAGUAGUAGGAGACAACAAUCUGGUAAUAGGAAGACGAAUACAAAUUCGAAUUUUGCUGGUGUGAAAGAUGAUAUAUGUCAUUACUGCAAGGAGAAAGGACAUUCGAAAUUUGAUUGUCCUAAACUGAAGAAAUAUCAGGAGAAGAAGGAAUCAUCUACUGCUGUGGCGGAAGAAACUAACUCUGAUUCUGAAGAUGGUUAAGCCUUAGCAGUGAAUGAACAGGUACAUCAUCAGGAUGUAUGGUAUUCAGAUACUGCAGCUGAUUAUCAUAUGUGUCCAAGUAGGGAGUGUUUUCAACUUAUGACCAGAUAGAUGGAGGACAUGUUUCUAUGGCCAAUGGUGCUAUCUGUAAGAUUGUUGGAAGAGGCUCCGUCAGGAUGAGGACACAUGAUGGUUCUGUUCCCACCUUGAACAAUGUUAGACAUAUUCCAGAGAUGACUAAGAAUCUGAUAUCUUUGAGUCUACUCGACAGCAAGGGUUUCAGUUUCAAAGGUGAAGGUGGAGUGUUGUCUGUCUACAAGGGUUCUGAGGUGAUUUUGAAAGGUGUCAAGCGUGGUGCCUUGUAUAAUCUACAAGAUUCUGUUUUGAUAUGUUCUGUUGGUGAUAAGUGCACCAAGCUGGUUUUGAAUGGCAAGUCAUGCUCAGACUUGCCAAAUGGUUUGAGUUGUUGACCGCCCUUAGGGGCAUUUGGAGGCAGGGGAGAUUCUGGUACAACUGAUUUGGAGGAGUUGGGUACAUCUGGCAACUUUGGUUGCAUCUUGUACAUUUGGUAUUUGAGAGAGAAUUCAAGUCAAGGUGGAGAUUGUUAGAAUAUGACUUGAAUUUGAUUUGGGUUUGUUUUGUGUUUUGGGUCUAUUUUGUUUGGGUUUGUGUUUGGGCUUUGUUUGACCUUUUCCUUGUAUGUUUGGGAAAAUGUGUUUGGUUUUCUGUUUGGGAUUAGGAGAAGAGUUCUAUAAAUACUCUUCAUCACCCUAGUCUGUAGUAAGGUCAGUCAGGUUAGUUUGUUUGAAAUUUGGUUUGUAACCUGUACUCUCCUCAAAUCAGUGAAAUUUAUUCUCCCCUGCCCGUGGAUUAGCUAGCACACAUUGUGUUAGUGAACCACGUUAAAUUCGUGUUCGUUUGUGGAACUCUGGAUUAUCGUUUGCACGCUUCUAUUAUGACAAUAUGCAAGUAAAAUUUAGUGGUUAUGAUUUGGUUGUUUUAAAAGGACCGAAGUCAUCGUGAAGAUUGUCAAGAACCAGUUGAUCCCAAUAACUCGAGUUGUUGGGAGAGGUUCAAUCGUGGAUCAUAUACAACAACACUAACACACCCCCUCAAACGAAAGCCACUCACAAGGGCUUGAAGUUUGCACAAGUCUGAAGACAAGAAUACCAUGUGCUUAACAAAUGGGGGUCACCGGGAAUCGAAUACAAGACCUCUCGGUCAUAGAAGGCUCUGAUACCAUGUCAAGUAGGGUGGGGUGUGGUUACCCACCCACAUUUUGCGGGUACCCACACCCACAAAUUUACAAUUAUGCUACCGACAACCCGCACCACAGUGGUUAGUGGGUAACCACUACCCACUGUGGGUUUGUGUGGGUUGGGUGUGGUUACCCGCAAAAUCCAUCUUUACAAGCAUAGAGUUCUAGUUGUCACUAACGUAUUUGUUGUUCGUAACUAGAUUAUAGUGAUAUACACUUGUGUUGUUCAUGGAGAUACAAUUUUGUACAUCGAUCUUACUCAACGUGGAGAUUUUUUCUUUUUGAGUUUGGCAUUCAACUUUGUGUCAGAGAGCUGUGAUUUCAUAUUUCCCCGACUAGAGGUGAAAUAUGACAAUUAAAUAUGAUAUUGUAUAUUUUCACACAAAAGCAAAAACAUACUGAUAAAAGUUAGGUGUUCACUUUUAAUGAAUUGAUUAUUCUCCA
Molecule: messenger RNA, 5391 nt
Organism: Linum trigynum
Lineage: Eukaryota; Viridiplantae; Streptophyta; Magnoliopsida; Malpighiales; Linaceae
Source: the annotation of a GenBank genome assembly